Candida tropicalis MYA-3404 is the source of this 1137-nucleotide messenger RNA. Its product is annotated as GMC family oxidoreductase. Gene Ontology annotation, molecular function: flavin adenine dinucleotide binding; oxidoreductase activity, acting on CH-OH group of donors. The coding region runs from base 1 to 1137 and encodes 378 amino acids. The record is from RefSeq and is a predicted model, not a curated record. The transcript has a single exon. NCBI's taxonomy places the organism in Eukaryota, Fungi, Ascomycota, Pichiomycetes, Serinales, Debaryomycetaceae.
AUGUUGUUACGAAUGAGAGGUAAGAAAUUGGGUUAUAAGAGCAAGCCAAUUGACCAUAAAAGGGGUGGUCAUCCUCAUCAUCCUUGUGGUUUCUGUCAUUUGGGUUGUAAGUAUGGUAUUAAACAGGGCUCUGUUAAUAAUUGGUUUAGGGAUGCAGCAGCAAAUGGUUCCAAAUUUAUGCAGCAAGUUAGAGUUUUGCAAAUCAUCAACAAGAAAGGCAUUGCCUCUGGUAUUUUAUGUGAGGAUGUCGCCACUGGUGUCAAGUUCACUAUCACCGGUCCAAAGAAAUACGUUGUUGCUGCUGGUGCAUUGAAUACACCAAUUGUUUUAAACAAUUCUGGGUUUAAAAACAAGCACAUUGGUAAAAACUUAACUUUACAUCCAGUUUCCACUGUUUUUGGCGAUUUUGGUAAAGAAGUACAAGCUGACCAUUUCCACAAAUCUAUUAUGACGUCCCUUUGUUAUGAAGUUGCAGAUUUGGAUGGUAAAGGACAUGGCUGUAGAAUUGAAACCAUAUUGAAUGCUCCAUUCAUCCAAGCUUCGUUGUUACCAUGGAGGGGAAGUGAUGAAGUUAGACGAGACUUGUUACGUUAUAAUAACAUGGUUGCUAUGUUGCUCAUCACUCGUGACACCACAAGUGGAUCUGUUUCUGCUGAUCCUAAGAAACCGGAAGCGUUGAUCGUGGAUUAUGAUGUUAGCAAGUUUGACAAAAACGCAAUCUUGCAGGCAUUUUUGAUUACUUCUGAUAUGUUGUAUAUUGAAGGUGCUAAAAGAAUUCUCAGCCCACAAGCAUGGGUACCAAUUUUUGAAUCAAGCAAACCAAGGGAUGAACGAUCCAUUGAUGAUAAAGAUUAUGUUGAAUGGAGAGCAAAGGCUGCAAAAAUACCAUUUGAUUCCUAUGGUUCAGCCUAUGGUUCAGCUCAUCAAAUGUCUACUUGCCGUAUGUCUGGUAAAGGUCCCAAAUAUGGUGCUGUUGAUACUGAUGGUAGAUUGUUUGAAUGUUCUAAUGUAUAUGUUGCUGAUGCAAGUGUUUUGCCAACUGCAAGUGGUGCCAAUCCAAUGAUCACUACUAUGACAUUUGCGAGAAAUAUUGCUUUAGGAUUAGCUGAAGACUUGAAAUCCAAGGCUAAAUUGUAG